AUGCUUCUUAAGUCACUUGGGCUCCUGUUCCUUGCGUCUGUAACAGUCGCUGAUCUACACUCUUACUGCGCCUGCCAGUUUGGCAGAGACAAGGAACUUGACUUUGAGACUACCAAGAAAGUCGCCGAAGACCCUUGCAGCAACCCAUUCACUUGGGGAGAGAAGUGCAUCGAUGGUGAUGACUUUGUCCGCCAGUGCCGCAAAUUCAACCCCAAUGCUGAUGGGGCUUGUGUUGAGUGCCCCGGCUGGCCAUCGCAGAGUGGCAAUGGGGAGAUCAUUUGCAACUAG
Messenger RNA from Colletotrichum fioriniae, 288 nucleotides. The record is from RefSeq and is a predicted model, not a curated record. Lineage: Eukaryota; Fungi; Ascomycota; Sordariomycetes; Glomerellales; Glomerellaceae.